AUGCACGCGCACGAGCCGGGCGAGCCCCUGGAGCGCACGUCCAGCCAGGUCUUCGCCUCCUGGGUGCGGGAGAGGGGCGCGGUGUUGCGCGGGCAGGGCGAGCGCCUGGGCGGCAGGAAGGUCGCUCCGCUCCACGAGCUCGAGAGGUCCAACGGCAACCAGAUGAAGGAUCCGAGCUGUAUCAGCUCCUCCGCGAGUCCCCCUCGAUGA
Messenger RNA from Prorocentrum cordatum, 210 nucleotides. The record is from the annotation of a GenBank genome assembly. NCBI's taxonomy places the organism in Eukaryota, Dinophyceae, Prorocentrales, Prorocentraceae.